AACAACUUUAAUUAUUGAUAAACAAUAGAGUGUUGAAAAUACUAUAUUGGAAAUUAAAUAAAUAUUUUCUUUUGAUUAAAUCAUGGGAAAAACAUCCAAAGAUAAACGAGAUAUUUAUUAUCGAAAAGCUAAAGAAGAAGGAUGGAGAGCAAGAAGUGCAUUCAAGUUGCUCCAAAUUGAUAAUGAAUACAAUAUAUUUGAAGGAGUAACUAACGUAGUGGACCUAUGUGCAGCACCUGGAAGCUGGAGUCAAGUUUUGUCACUAAAAUUGAAUGAACGUUAUAAUGCUGAACUUGAAAAACACAAGAAAGCUCAAGAUCCAUGUUCUACAGAAGCUAUUCAAGCACCAAAAAUUGUAGCAGUUGAUUUACAGGCUAUGGCCCCUUUAAAUGGAGUUAUUCAAAUUCAAGGCGAUAUCACCAAGCUUAGUACUGCAGAAAAAAUAAUAGCAUAUUUUGAAAAUAGUAAAGCUGAUCUUGUAGUUUGUGAUGGUGCUCCUGAUGUGACGGGAUUACAUGAUAUGGAUAUUUACAUUCAAUCUCAAUUGCUUUUAUCAGCUCUCAAUAUUACCACUCAUGUUUUGAGGCCAGGAGGUACAUUUGUUGCAAAAAUUUUUCGAGCUAGAGAAGGAUCUUUAUUAUUUUCCCAAUUAAAAAUAUUUUUUCGACAUGUUGCUUGUGCAAAACCAAGCAGCUCCCGCAACUCAAGUAUUGAGGCAUUCGUAGUAUGUAAAGAUUACUCACCACCAAUAGACUACGUUCCUCAUAUGUUGAAUCCUCUUUUGACUCAUGAGCCAUUAAAUUAUGAUAACUUGCCGGGUGCUAAUAAAUGUAUUGUUCCUUUUGUGGUUUGUGGAGAUUUAAACCAACCAGAUUCAGAUGCUUGUUAUCCGCUUCCUAUAAAUGACGAAAAUUACACCUAUCAUGAACCAGUUCAAAAACCUAUUAAUCCCCCAUACAAAGAAGCUAUUGAUCGAGAAGCGAAAAUAAAUGAGUCCAAAAAAAUGUUACUAUCUAUUGAUGAAUUCAAGAAAAAAUGUAAAAAUGAAAAAAGAAAUGAAGAAAAGAGUUCAACUAAAGAAAACGACGAUUGCAAUAAUUUCAUUCCAGAUUUAACAAAUUUACUACUAUUUGAUGAUUAA
Chelonus insularis is the source of this 1141-nucleotide messenger RNA. It is a transcript of the gene Trm7-32, whose product is annotated as putative tRNA (cytidine(32)/guanosine(34)-2'-O)-methyltransferase. NCBI's taxonomy places the organism in Eukaryota, Metazoa, Arthropoda, Insecta, Hymenoptera, Braconidae. Gene Ontology annotation, molecular function: tRNA methyltransferase activity. The transcript has 5 exons. Gene Ontology annotation, cellular component: cytoplasm. The coding region runs from base 83 to 1141 and encodes 352 amino acids. Gene Ontology annotation, biological process: tRNA methylation; cytoplasmic translation. The record is from RefSeq and is a predicted model, not a curated record.